AUGCUCUUUGUGCAUGGUCAUGGCGCCUACCUCAUGCAUGAGCUCCUAAAUGUCCCGAAAGCAGGAAAGCCUCCAAAGUACAAGGACUCCUGGGUUGAGAAACUGAACCAGGAGGGCUUUUCAGUCUGCGGCAUAGACCAACAGGGCUGUGGCUUCUCUGAGGGACUGGAGUGCUAUGUGGACCGUUUUGAUCACUACAUCGAUGAUGUCUUGCAGUUCGCCAGGUUGCUACCCAUCGCCCAGUUGUUUGUGGGGGCGAUUCUCUUCGCCCCGAUGCUCUCCCUGGAGCGCGCCUCAAAGCACGGCCUCAAUUAUUACCUACGACCUCUGGCAGCGCUUCUGAGCCGCAUCUGGCCCACACUGCCGGCGGCAUCCACCACGCGCAACCACCUGUACCCAGAGCUUCAGUCCUUAUGGGAUGCUGACCCUCUCUGUUGGCACGGGGCGACGCGUGCUCGCGUUGCAAAUGAAUACCUGCUGGCGACAGAGGCAGGCUUGAAGGAGAUGCCUUCCUACACAUUCCCCUUCAUAGUGUUCCACGGUGCAGAUGACACACUUACGGACCCAGACGGCUCUCGUACGCUAUAUGAGAGGUCACAGACCAAGGAUAAGACAUUCCGGCUCAUAGAGAAGCGCUGGCAUGUCCUCCUGAAGGAGCCUGGCAAUGCAGAGAUCCUGCAAGAGGUCAUUGCAUGGCUGAAAGCACGCACAUGAUGUGCAACUGCAUAGCGCACUUUGGAACCGGCUGUUGUCCAGCAACCAACUCCGAACUUGAACAGAUGUUGGUGGGUAUUUUUCCCUGCAAUGCACUGAGGACUAUGGAGUGAGCCGGCAUGUGCCGCACAGGCCCGACGCGCAGUGUUUAGAAAUGAAGGAUAUAUUUUAAUUUCCUUGUAGGUACUAUGGUACUAUCAGUAACAUCUGGGAUGAAUUUGCCUGCCAGUUUAUCUUGUAGUAUAUGGCAGACAGCUGUAGAUCAUUCCCUACUCAUGUCUUGAACCCACUUGAUGAAGAACCCUUCGCAUAAUGUAUUCUCGGUCUUGUUGGCCGCUCAACGUUGUAAGCCCAAUUUUGAUUC
Coccomyxa subellipsoidea C-169 is the source of this 1078-nucleotide messenger RNA. RefSeq names its product alpha/beta-hydrolase. The coding region runs from base 1 to 714 and encodes 237 amino acids. The transcript is spliced from 6 exons. The record is from RefSeq and is a predicted model, not a curated record. Gene Ontology annotation, cellular component: membrane. Lineage: Eukaryota; Viridiplantae; Chlorophyta; Trebouxiophyceae; Coccomyxaceae. Gene Ontology annotation, molecular function: lipase activity.